AUGGCUAUAAAUUCUGCCAAGCUACCUAGGGACUCGGUGGGCUCCGGAUGGUGCGGCGGUCCACCUGAUGGAAAGCUUGUUCCAAACGGGGUACCGGUUGCUCAAGAGGGUAGUAUGGUCCACGCCAUGAAGGUGACCACUCCCUGUACUCUUGCCAUGUAUACUGGGCAUCGCCUGCCAUUAGCAUUUAGCAAUUUAGCUUUAGCAUUAGGCAGUCGCAGACUCAUAGUACAUGCGUUAGACGAUUUGCGAUAUGGCUAUUUCCGAGCUCCGAGUCCUCACUCCUCACAAAUUCCGGGCAAACAAAGACGCUGCUGUUGCGAACUUGCGAUAGUUUCAAUUUUCAAAGGUUCAAGUGCAAUCAUGCCCCGUGCUCCUAAAGUACGCUCUGAUAUUUGGGAACACUUUGAGGUGAAAGAAGAUAACGAAGAAGUUCGCAAAGUAGAGUGCAAGCAUUAUGGUCAAGACUAUAAUGUUAAUCCAAAGAAGAAUGGAACAUCUGGUUUAAGGAAGCAUAUUAAGCGUUGUCUUGCUUGUCUUCCUGGAAUCCGUAUUUAAGAAUUAAGACUAAGUUGAUUCGAGACUAUUAGUGAAAACUUGAAUUGAGGGAUGCCCUCUCUGUUUUGCAUUUUGUUUAUUUGGCUGCUGCCUGCUACUAUCUUAUCUUAAAUGUUGUGUAUUUGUGUUUAUGGUUUGGCUGUUCAGGUGUUCUUGGUAUUAGCAAUGUGUAAAUGUAACUGUCACAGUGUAAUUGGCUGUUCAGGUGUUCCUGAUGUUGUUGCUGGCUGCUGCAUGUUAGUUACAAUUGCAGCUUGGCAGUGUGUAAAUGUUUGGCAUUGGCAGUGUGUAAAUGUUAGUUACAAUUGUAGCUUGGCAUUGGCAGCUUGUUACAUGGCCUGUGUGUGUCUAAAUGCUAGCAGUUUGAGAGCUUGUUACAUGGCAUUGGCAGCUUGUUACAUGGCCUUUAGUCUAAUUCUGCUGUGUCUGUUUAAGUCUAAUUUUGCUGUGUUUGAAUAAAUGUUAGUUAUGCUUGUUA
This is a messenger RNA of Nicotiana tabacum (common tobacco), 1036 nucleotides long. Lineage: Eukaryota; Viridiplantae; Streptophyta; Magnoliopsida; Solanales; Solanaceae. The record is from RefSeq and is a predicted model, not a curated record.